Molecule: messenger RNA, 1587 nt
Organism: Linum tenue
Lineage: Eukaryota; Viridiplantae; Streptophyta; Magnoliopsida; Malpighiales; Linaceae
Source: the annotation of a GenBank genome assembly
AUGGCCAUCGCCGCUUUCUCAGCCAUAUCCAUCUUACUCAUCACCUCCAUCAUCUUCCCCAACCCAUUCUCCGAUCUCGCCCAGCAAUUCUUCUCCCCAAUUCUCAAGAACUCUCCCCCUGAACAACAACCCCCACAAGACCAAUCUUGCAUCAGUAGAACCCAGAAAGCCUCAUACCAGAAAAAAUCCCCAUCCCCUGUUCCAUCUCCAUACCUGCUCUCCAAGCUCCGCGACUACAAACGCCGCCACAAGAACUGCGAGCCUUUCUCCGAACCCUUCAACACAACAUUGAAACUACUCACCGGAAACUCAACCACCAACUCAACUGAAUCCGAUUGCAGAUACGUCGUCUUUACGCUGCACGUAAAUGGGUUGGGGAACAGAAUGCUCGGCAUUUCCUCUGCUUUCCUCUACGCUCUGCUCACCGAUCGAGUCCUGCUAGUCGAUUUUGGCCCGGACAUGGCCGAUAUCUUCUGCGAACCACUUCAGAAUUCCACCUGGUUAUUACCUGACGGCUUCCCCUUCAGAAACCAAUUCUACAGCCCCCAAUUUCGGGAAGCUCAUAGCUUCGGUACCCUGCUUCGUGACAACAACAAUUUCACCCAAUCCGUCCUGCCUCUGCCGCCGCCGAUUCUCCAUCUCUUCCUCUCCUACGAAUACGGCGAUUACGACAAGCUUUUCUACAGGGACGAGAAUCAGGAGUUUCUCCAGUCAAUCCCAUGGCUCACCCUGAGAUCGGAUCAGUAUUUCGUUCCUUACCUUUUCCUGAUGCCUCGUUUCAGGGCAGAGUUGGAGAGGCUUUUUCCUGACAAGGAGACAGUUUUCCACCACUUGGGGAAUUACCUCUUCAACCCUUCGAAUCAAGCUUGGGGGCUCAUCACCCGAUUCUACGACGCGUACCUGGCGAGAGCUGACGAGAGAAUCGGGCUUCAGGUUCGCGUUUUCAACACCAAAGCAAGUCCGAUUCCACUCGUGGCGAAGCAGCUUUUGAAGUGCACACAGAGUGAAGGGAUCCUGCCUCAGCUUCAAGUGUCUACAAAUUCCUCCUUUUCCUCUGUCAAGGUCACCAACAAUACAUCGUCGACGAAGACAAAGGCUGUCCUGAUAGGUUCGUUGUACCGCGAAUUCUACGAGGAGAUGAAGUACGAGUACUGGACGAGAGCGAGCGUGGAUGGUGGUGGAGAAUCGGUUGGUGUUCACCAGGCGAGUCAUGAAGAGAGCCAGAAUUCGGAGAGCAACUCGCACAACAUGAAGGCAUUGGCUGAUAUAUACCUGUUGAGCUUGUGUGAUGUUUUGGUGACGAGUCGUUGGUCGACUUUCGGGUACGUUGCUCAAGCGAUUGGAAGGGUGAAGCCAUGGAUUCUGAACGUUCCGAAUACCAAUUACAGUGGGGAUAGGCUGCCGGAGCGGGCUUGUAGACGGGCGGUUUCAAUGGAGCCGUGUUUUCACUAUCCUCCAAGUUAUGACAUGAAGAAGAAGGUUGUGGUUGAUGGUGAAGUAGGGACGGGCCCUCCUGUGGUGCACUGUGAAGAUGUAAGCUGGGGAUUGAAGCUUGUCAAUGGCCGGCAAAUUGAGAGAUUGGGAUAA